CACUCACUUAUAAACAGUCGCACGAUUACAUGCGUGUCGGUAAAGGGUGCUGUAAUUAUGAUUAAUUAGAUGCAGAACUGUAGUUUAACUAAAUAACAACUACAAUACAUAUCUGUUGCUAUUAGGAUGAAACUAACUCGAAAGUUAGUGCUUGCGAGGGCUAAAGCCUCGGACCUCGACAGUGUUAAAAAGCUGAACUGCUGGGGCUGCAAUCUGACAGAUAUAUCCAUAUUCAAGGAAAUGCCCAAUAUUGAAGUGCUGACUCUCAGUGCCAAUAGGAUCAGCUCCCUGGAGCCAAUCAGCCGCUGUCUGAGCCUGGGCGAGCUCUACCUACGGCGGAACUACAUCCAGAGUCUGGCGGAGCUCGCCCACCUGCGGCACCUGGCCCGGCUGCGCGUGCUAUGGCUGGCGGAAAACCCCUGUUGUGGUUCUGAUUCUACCAAGUACCGGCUCACUGUACUGCGCAACCUGCCCAGUCUGCACAAGCUGGAUAACCAAGUGGUGACGGAGGAGGAGCUGGCUCAGGCCCUCGAGGAAGGGGAGGAGAUCAGCACCCCCCCAGCGCCUGCACCCUGCUCCGCCAAUGGGGGGUUAGAGGCUGACAGCGAGAGUGACCCCCUCAACUACAGCAUGGAGGAGACCAAUAAAAUCCGUGAGCAGCUGGGAAUGAAACCAAUACCCAGGGAUAAAUUUCCAUCCUUCUCUUCCUCGCGGGACAUGGGGAAACGGGCGCACGUGCUGGACGCAGUCUUGCUGCUGCUGAAGGAGUUGGAUCCCGAAGAGCUGCAGGUUGUUCGCAAGGCGACGGACAACAGGCUGCGCUCGCUGCGCAGACGUGACUGCCAGGCUGCGAUGGCUGACAUUAUCCAACAAUGAAGUGCACAGGGAUGGUGUGACCAGCAGGGGGAGAUGGUGAGAAUGUGCUAGUUACCGAUGGCAGAUUCAACACUCCAAAACCCACUGUGAGGGAAAUAAAAGAGCUUGUGUUACCUGCUGGUUACCUUAUUGGUUCCAGUUGUGUAAGACCAGUAAGUAACUGGGAAUGGUAACGCCCUCCACUGUGGGCCGCAGUUCUUUGUCACAUUGUGCUGGACAGGAACCUUCAGAGGAAAUUAAUACUAAUUACCUUCCCCAAGCUCAUUUAAGUGCUUUGAAAGCACCUCCAGAGUGUGAUAGCAUUGUUUUGUGAAGAAGCAGAGACAGACCGGCUCGGCUGAACACUACCCUGCGUAGGAGGCGACCAUUCCAGAGGAGUGACAUCAUCACUUCAUUGCUCCUGCCAGCACUGUGUACUCAAUUACCAAUGCAGAUUCCGCGUCGGUAACGACUAGCGGCUACUGGAAACCAGCGAUCAACAUGUUGCUUCUGUUUAACUGUACUGUGUCAGCCGCCGUUAGGCUUUGGUAAUGCUGCCAGUGUGUACAGUCUAUAGACAACCGAAUUAGCUUUGUUAGUAUUUAUGGAAAAUGGCAUGCUUGUUUAACAUCUUUAUAGUCACACAUAUAGAGGAAAUGUAUUUUGUUUUUUUUUUUAGCACUUGGGCAUAGGGCUUCUAUAUCCUUAUUUGUGUAUGUAUAUAUACACACAUACCUUUUUGAGGUAUACGGAUAUUACUGAGGUAGUGCUACCCCUGGCCAGCAAUACUGCAAAUGUUCACAUUAGUUAGGAUUAGGAUUCCCCAUCCCCCCCCCCCCCCCAUGCUCCAAGUUGUCUCGCUAAAGUUACUUGUAAGGCUUUGUACAGUUUAUUACCUAUUUUCCAUCUCCCAUCGAACUAGUGAGUUAAGGAUAAUCAAAAAUGAUAUUGUGGCAUACGGGUGACCAGUAGAUGGCAGCACAGCCCCUUUUAAAAAUUAUUUAAAGUUAUUACUAAACAUAAAUUAUGUUACGGCCACACAACCAUAAUAGUGGAAUCUGUGUUACCAUGUGAACCUUUGUCGUUUCAUUUUAGGAUUGUGAAGGAGGAGCAGAUGGGUCAGGUUUUGGGAUGAUGCUAAUAAAGUAAUAAUCUACUCCCAGC
Molecule: messenger RNA, 2019 nt
Organism: Brienomyrus brachyistius
Lineage: Eukaryota; Metazoa; Chordata; Actinopteri; Osteoglossiformes; Mormyridae
Gene: cfap410
Product: cilia and flagella associated protein 410
Exons: 7
Coding region: 127-876 (249 amino acids)
Biological process (GO): mRNA splicing, via spliceosome; cytoskeleton organization
Cellular component (GO): U4/U6 x U5 tri-snRNP complex
Molecular function (GO): protein binding
Source: RefSeq, a predicted model, not a curated record